GCGACGCAUUUCCGGUUCCUGGGUCGGCCUCGCUCGGCGCUCGUUCGCUCGUCGUGUUGCCGCGUGAGCUGCCGCCGUGGUGCUAGAGAAGGAGGGAGGAGGAUGAUGAUGAUGAUGAUGGCGGAGCUGGCGCAGGGACAGGCCUCGGUAGCAGCAGCAGCGGCGGCGGCGGCGGCAGCAGCGGCGGCUCAGCCCGGGAUGAAGACAGACGGCUUCGCCGACGCUUUGCACCGGGCGAGACAGAUUGCGGCUAAGAUGGGUGGAGACCCGAUGCCCCAUAUGAACCACACUUCUCCUGUUGUCGAUCCUUCAAUUUAUGGCUACGGAGGGCAGAAACGCUCCCUAGAUGAAGGAGUAGGGAACCAGCUUGGUGCAAUGGUACAUCCAAGGGCUAUAAUAACAGAAGACUUCAAAGUGCCUGAUAAGAUGGUGGGCUACAUUAUUGGCCGUGGUGGUGAGCAGAUCACUCGAAUCCAGUUGGAAUCCGGGUGUAAGAUCCAGAUUGCUGCUGAAAGUGGAGGUAUGAUUGACCGGCCUUGCACCUUGACUGGGAGUCCAGAGAGCAUUGAGCAGGCGAAGCGGCUGCUCGGUCAGAUCGUGGAGCGAUGCCGGAACGGGAACGAAACCAGCCAGGACGUCUUGAUUCCGGCCAGCAAAGUGGGUCUGGUCAUCGGGAAAGGUGGAGACACCAUUAAACAACUUCAGGAGAGGACAGGGGUGAAGAUGAUCAUGAUUCAGGAUGGUCCCAUGCCCACUGGAGCUGACAAGCCCUUGAGAAUCUCUGGCGAUCCCUACAAAGUGCAGCAAGCACGAGAGCUGGUAGCAGAGAUCAUCCGGGAUAAGGACCAGGGAGACUUCAGGACUGGACGACUGGGAGACUUCGGCUCAAGGCUGGGGGGAACCAGUCUGGAUGUGGCAGUGCCGAGGUUUGCUGUGGGGAUCGUCAUCGGCAGAAACGGAGAGAUGAUCAAGAAGAUCCAAAAUGAUGCCGGUGUGAGGAUCCAGUUCAAACCUGAUGAUGGAAUCAGCCCAGAGCGGAUCGCUCAGGUAAUGGGACAGCCGGAUCGAUGUCAGCACGCCGUUCACCUCAUCAACGAGCUGGUUCACACAGCACAGGAGCGUGAUGGGUUCGGAGGUGCUCUGGGUCCCCGUGGCCGGGGUAGAAGCCGGGCUGACUGGAACAUGGCUCCGGGAGGGCUACAGGAAGUGACCUACACGAUACCGGCAGACAAGUGUGGCCUUGUGAUUGGGAAAGGUGGAGAGACCAUUAAAAACAUCAACCAGCAGUCUGGAGCUCACGUGGAGCUGCAGAGGAACCCUCCUCUCAACACCGAUCCCAAUGUGCGCAUCUUCUCCAUCAGAGGCACCCCGCAGCAGAUGGAGAUGGCCAGGCAAUUGAUUGAUGAGAAAAUUGGGGCCUCAGGGAUGGGCGGCAGCAGCAGCUUUGGCCUCAGUCCCUUCACCCAAGGACCGAGCAACCCACACCAGAAUGGACCGCAGACUUUCAUGACAGGAGGUUGGGGUACUACAUACCAGACAUGGCAGCCUCAGGGCCAGCAGGACCCCAGUCACAAUGGCUCGCAGACAGGACAGAUGGAUUAUUCCAAGGCGUGGGAGCAGUAUUAUAAAAAGCUAGGUCAGCAGAGCCAAGCACAGAGCACUGGUCCCGACUACAGCAAAGCUUGGGAGGAGUAUUACAAGAAACAGGGUCAGGCUGCAGGUCCUGGCUCUCAGCAGAGCUCCACUCCUGACUACAGUGCUGCCUGGAUGGAGUAUUACAGACAGCAGGGGGCUUAUUAUGGCCAGGGGGCACAGCACUCGCAGGCUCCAGGCCUUCAGGAUCAUUAGGGCGGAUACCUUUUCGUUGAAGAUUUUUGAAUGAAUCAGAAGAUGAAAAACCUUUUGUAACAGAGGUUUCUAGAUUUGCAACGCCUUGAAGACUUUUACUUUUUUUUUUCUUAGUGAGAAACACUAGCUGUAGAAUGACUUAUAAAAUUAAAAGUAAGAAAUAUUUCUAAAUCAGGAACGUUAAAAAAUUGUUACUAAAUACUUGUGUACACCAUUAUUUGAAUGAACAAUAUCCGGGAUUCCUUUUUGGACAAACAGAGCUGUUUUUGUUUUGUUUUAUUAUUUUUUUCUAUUCUAUCUUUUUAAUUCAAGUGAAAUGGCCAAAAUGAAACCCGGAAUUGUGACAUUUCAGCAAUCGCAAUAUAAUCUAUUUUUUCUAGUUCUGUUGCAAUAAAAUCGUAAUUGCUGGCUUAGCAGUCUUGAAUCCAUUUUUGUUUUGUUCUUGUCGUGAGAUGUUUUAAGAAUGUGUAAAAAAUGUUUUUUCUUUCUUUUCCUUUUUACAUAAAGCAAUUUUAAUUCAGUGUGAUAAAAAAAACUGUGAUAUUUUGUUACAGGAAAAUGUGUUCUUUUGUUACACAAUAUGAUGAGUGAUGAUGGCGAACAGCAGUCAAUUCCUAAUUUAAUUCCUCUUGUGUUUUGUAUUCUGUUUUUCAUUGUCAUUUUAUUGUACUCUGGUUUAAAAAAGGUGCAAUAUCUUAUUUCAUAUUUGAAACAAAGAUGGAUUUCUCUAAUAUUUUGACAGAUGUUUAACGUGUAGUUCUUAGAUUUAUUUUUUUUUUUUUUAGGCGUAUGGAAAUGUAAUGGAUAAUUUUUUUAUUACCUUGAUCUGAUAUGGGAAAGGGGGGGGUCUUGCAUAUUGUGAGUUUAUUGCCUUUGCUAUCUUGUAAAACUAUGUAUGUACACUCAGAUACUUGACUAAAUACUUUAUUUAAAUAUAUAUGUAAUUAAAAAUCAAAGAAGUUUUCUUUUUUCCUCAUGGAGUCAUUUUGCAGGAAAACUGUCCCUGUUUUUCUGUCUCUGUUUUCAUACUGAAAUUUUUUCAAAGAUCGUGAAUGUGUAAUUUGAAAUUUGAUGUUGCAUCUUGAUGUUAUGGACAAAAAAAAAUGAGAACUGAUAGGUUUUUAUGUAUGUUCUGUACUUUAACCCAUUCAAGACUGCUAAGCCUCCAGAUCCUGUCUGUGUAUUAAUUGUAGUUUUUUAUAUUCUAAGUAUUAAGAUCAAAGUCGUCUUAUUUGGUACCAGCCGGCUCCCCGACACCCCUCCGCCAGUACACACUGUGGACUCGUGUACAGUCCGAUGCUAAUAACUUUUUAAGUAAUUAUUAUUUUUUUCUUUUCUGCUCUGUGUGAUCUAAUAUAUGUAUGAACGAUUAGUUAUAAAUCAAAUCUAGUAUUAACUUCAACGCUUAAUGAAAAGGGAUAUAAUUUCAGAUGUUUAAUUUUAGUGUUUUGGUUUUUUUUUUCCUUUCCCUCAUGUGUACAGGUAACAGUGUAUUAAAAACAUCAAAAGACUACUUACUGUCUUUUUUUCUUUAUUUUAUUGGUUUUAGUUCUUUGGUUUUUUCUGUAACUUUUCAGAUACACACUUGAAGGGCCAAAAUACCCCAAACUGGACAGUAUCGAUCUCUUCUGAAAGAUGACUGUGUAUGUAAUUCAUCACUUUGUAUCACUUUGGGUGUUUAUAGAAGAAAUCUAUUUUCUAUGCUACUUUAUUAUAACCUUUAACAGCUGAAAUAAAUGGCACACAUGUUA
Messenger RNA from Pangasianodon hypophthalmus (striped catfish), 3599 nucleotides. RefSeq names its product far upstream element (FUSE) binding protein 3 (gene fubp3). NCBI's taxonomy places the organism in Eukaryota, Metazoa, Chordata, Actinopteri, Siluriformes, Pangasiidae. Gene Ontology annotation, biological process: regulation of DNA-templated transcription. The transcript is spliced from 19 exons. Gene Ontology annotation, cellular component: nucleus; cytoplasm. Bases 103 to 1848 code for a protein of 581 amino acids. The record is from RefSeq and is a predicted model, not a curated record. Gene Ontology annotation, molecular function: mRNA binding.